CUUCGUUCUCGAUCUCGAUCUUCAUCAUCGGAAACCCUAGAAACAAAAUCUCAACACAAUGUGGCGCGUUGCAGGCCCGUCAGAGUACCUCGCCAUAACGGGAGGAUCCAUCAAGGACGUCAAGCUCGCGAAGAAGGCAUGGAUAUGGCCGACUCAGAAGUGCGUCGAGUUCUGUAUUUCUCCAGUCAACUACGCCUUCGAGAUGCAGGCCAUGAGCGCAGACAAGGUUCCCUUCUUCAUCCAUGCCGUCUUCACCAUCGGCCCCCGCAUCACCGACCACGAGAGCCUCCUCCUCUAUGCCAAGCUCUUUGCCUCUCACGUUAAGCCCUCAUGCCACGUCAAGGACCUUGUCCAGCGUCUCAUCAAGGGCCAGACCUGCGUGAUUGCUCCCUCCAUGACCACGGAGUACAUCUCCAACGAGGUCUUGAAGAAGCUCCAGUUGGAGCUCAACCAGUUUGGGCUUGUGAUCUACAACGUCAAUCUGGUAGAUGCCAAGGCCAAAAUGAAAAAGGUGGAGACAAAGGUCACGGGGACAGAGAAAAUUAUUAAGAACCAAAAGCAAACCGAAUUGGCCAAAGCAAACGCACACGUUGCGCGUACGUACGUGAUGAUCAACUGGAGGAUCUUCCAAGAGUGGCCAAUCAACGCAAAAGCAGUGAAGGGCUUGUGUCCAAAGAUCGGCAUCCUGUUGAACUGGAAAGCGACUGAGGGAGGGGGUGCAGUAUGAUGGUGGGAUGUGUUG
Eucalyptus grandis is the source of this 742-nucleotide messenger RNA. RefSeq names its product flotillin-like protein 2. Gene Ontology annotation, biological process: protein localization to plasma membrane. Lineage: Eukaryota; Viridiplantae; Streptophyta; Magnoliopsida; Myrtales; Myrtaceae. The transcript is spliced from 2 exons. The record is from RefSeq and is a predicted model, not a curated record. Bases 59 to 727 code for a protein of 222 amino acids. Gene Ontology annotation, cellular component: plasma membrane; plasma membrane raft.